Molecule: messenger RNA, 2315 nt
Organism: Suillus paluster
Lineage: Eukaryota; Fungi; Basidiomycota; Agaricomycetes; Boletales; Suillaceae
Exons: 5
Coding region: 192-2315 (707 amino acids)
Source: RefSeq, a predicted model, not a curated record
AGCCUUUGUUGGCUUAAAUCCCUUCCUUCCCCCGUAUACCCGAGUGGGUCCUUAACAAGUCCCUUCCUCCCUUCCCGCGCGAUACCUCCUUCCCCACUUGUAGGCGAUCAAGCUACUAUAGGCUUCAAUCGCCCCCUUUCCCCCGGAUCCUCCAGGACGUCGUUCACCGGUCUCUCUAUCGUCUUCCAACUAUGUUGGUACUCAACAAAUCAUCCACUUGUGAUGUCUGUAUGGAAGGCUAUACAGCUGGCGGGAACUCGCCACACUCGAUCUCUUGUGGGCACGUAUUCUGCCAAAAGUGUCUUGAUCAUCUUUUGCGCCACAUAUGCCCCCUUUGUCGGACUCGAUUUUCCCCUCAGGAUGUUCGCAGGCUUCACAUCGACAUGCAGUCGCCUACGAUUACGACUGCUUCCAUCGAGGAAGUCCCUGAAAACCCUGAACCUUCUUCUUCGCCACCUCCUGAUGACGAAGCACGUACCCUCCAGAACGAUAUCGCGCGUGUCGUUAAAGAAGGUGCUAAGCUUCCGGAGCUCCGCCGAGUAAUCGAAAAAUGUCGGACGUACUAUAAGUCACAGUCUGCUGACCAGCAGAACCCUGUGAAAGUAAGCGCGUUGCUUCUCUGGAACCUCGCCGAGUCUCAACGUCAUCUCGCUGAAAUGAGAAAGGACAAAGCAGCCGAGGUUGAGAAGACCCGCGUGGUGGAAAUUGCUCUGGAGGAAAUGAGAAGGGAGAAGGUGGCUGAGGUUGAAAGGACCUGCGAGGUGAAAAUUGCUCUUGAGGAAGUGCGGUCGCGUCUUACGGCGGAGCUCGUGGAUGGGAAAGUGAAGUAUGAGGAGCUGCAACGUAUUCGUCAGGAUGAGAAAGAUACUGCUCUUGCUGUAGAAAAAAGUUUGAGGGAACACUAUGAUGAAUUGAACGCACAUUGGAGGAGCAAAGUCAGUAUUUCGUGGUUUCUUUUCGAAACAACAAUGCGUGAGAACAAGGUUCUCCGGGAGGAGCUCAUACGCGCUAGAAUUGCGUUUAACCCGUUGCCCGACUUCCAGCGGCCAGUCGAGGUCCGAUAUCUCCAUGCAACGGAGCCAAAGCAUCCCGAGAAGCUCAUCGAGGACGAUUCUCUAAGCAUGAAAGCACGAGCGAAGGCCAAAGCUAAAGCGAAAGCCAUCGAGGAAGAGGAGUUCCACUUGUCUCCUCUCGCCCAGGUAAUCGGAAAUUGGCCUUCCGCAAUCCAGUCGUUCCGCGCUCUGGUGGAUGAAGAUGAGAUUGAUGACUUAAAGAAGACAUGUAACAAGAGGGAACCAGAACCGAUACCCGAAGCAGACGAGGACCAACCGAUGGGUGAUGCUACAUCUCAAGUUAUCCCCAUUCCUCGGUCCUCGUUAUCUCGUCAGUUGACCGACUCCUCCGUCUCUUCAUCUGUCUCUACUGUCAAUCCGGACAACUGGUCUGGAUUGUCGACAUCUCGUCCUCGCGACGACAUUGUGAUGUCGAGUCGUGAUGAGUCUCCUUCACGCCAUCCCUCGGCUGAGCGCGCCAUCACUUUGGCACACAGUGGUACUCAUUCACCAUCUCGCAGACUCUCACGGGAACAGUCCAUGUCGUACCAAUCCAGCCGCACAUCUUCCCCCUCACGCCGCUACUCCUCGGAUCGCCUACAUGGUCAUCGGAUGAAGGACACUAAUUCACGAGAUUCAUUUGAUGUAGGUAACAGGGAUCACGAGUUGCGCGCAGGAGAUACGUACGAACCCAAAUUGAAAGAUCAGGUCGUGCCGCGCCAGAUUAUGUCGACCGACGACUUUCGGGACAAGGACCGCGAACGCCUGCGUGCCCAGCUCUAUGAUAUCCUUGACAGCCCUAUGGCAUCAUCUUCCCUCCACAUCCCGAUGUCGCAUGAUGAACCACCGAUGCCCCCACCAUUUCCACCACCACCGUCAUCGUCCAAUACGAUCCCUAAGCCGACGACUUCCGGUUCGCGUGUGCAUACGCCGUUGCGGACGAGAUCCUCGAGUCAAUCUGCGACUCCUGGUCCUGAGGAGGGGUACCCAGCUCCAGCCGUGCCGAAAACGCUGGUCCAUGCUAGCAGUGUUGCGAUGCAGCAGGAGAGGGAGAGGCGAGAGAGGGAAAGACAACGAGAACUGGAACGUGAACGUAUGGAGCGUGAACGUGACAGGGAUCGUGACCGCGAUCGCGAGCGGGAAUCAGAGUGGCAGCACCUCAAGGACGCUACCAAUAUAACACCCGAUACUUACCCCUACCAUCGCGAACGACGUAUUGGCAGGACCAAGUUGUCCAAUCCGGUCACCGCCGGAGCAGCCUGA